This is a messenger RNA of Leptomonas pyrrhocoris, 1485 nucleotides long. RefSeq lists its product as hypothetical. Bases 1219 to 1485 code for a protein of 88 amino acids. NCBI's taxonomy places the organism in Eukaryota, Euglenozoa, Kinetoplastea, Trypanosomatida, Trypanosomatidae. The record is from RefSeq and is a predicted model, not a curated record. The transcript has a single exon.
GAAUAUAUAUGUAAUGAAAGCACGUGUAACACCCACACAUACACGUGUAUCCCGUGGUGGUCGCUCUGCACGUUGCCGACUUGCGGCUGCUUGGUGAGACAAGAGUGACGACGACACGUGGUUGGUGUGUCAGCCUCAAGCCUUUUUUCCCCGAUCCGUUUUUCCUUUUUUCCUUUUGGCUCUUAGUUUGAGUUCGUUCCAGGGUCUGCCUUUUCUUUUCUUCCUUCUUUCAAAUCGCCAUCCUCGCUCCCCGUGUGACACCUAUAUACUUCCGCACAGGAAAGCCAUUGUUAUUAUUUUCGGUGGUGUUGCUGUGCAGCACGUCGUUUCCGAUUGAGGUCUCCUCCGUUCUUUUCUUUUUUGUCUUGACGGCGGAGCGCCUCUUCUCUCUUCGCCUGUGCGGUUCGCGCAUCGUCUUUUUAGAAGGAAAGAUCGAACCCUUCGGCAACAGAAGUCUACCACUUGUAGAAUUCUAGUAGUGCGCAUCUCCUCCUGUGGUGUAACUGCGGACGAGGUGCUGCACCCAACGUUUUGCAAGUUGAAUCAGACACGUCCCGCACUCUGACGUUUUACGUCACACAACGUGGCGGAUAGCGGAUCGCCGUUUUUUUCUCAUUUUCGUAGAUCCCCCCUCCCCCCACCCCCUUCUCCACAACGACGGGUGUGUAUUCUUCUGCAGCUCGCGUGCCGGUGGCGCCGGUGGGGUGCACACCGAGCCCCAUCAACCUCGGCAACGCACGCGAUCUGACAAUUUCAUGGCUUUCACAAACCGAAUCGGUGUUGGUGUUGGACUGGGUUCAUGAGCAAGAGAAAAGCAAAGCCGACAAGGCGGCGAAGGCAGAGGAGGCCGCGGCACGGCGACGGGAGCAGCCGCGACGGCGAAAAGCCGGCGACGAUCAUCCCGGCUCGCAGCUCGUCGCAGAGGCCGGCUUGAACCCGUCACGGCUCUCUUCCUCCGUCUCCUCCACUGCAUCCUGGUCGUCCUCCUCCUCCCAAGACGCCGACGACAUCCGACGAGCAGAAGGUCUUGUGCCGGUGGACUGCGACUACGCGCCGUUUCCCUUUAACCGCAGCUGCGGGGUUGUGUUCGACCAUUUGGCGGUGCCCAGCGCUGGCGGGAACGGCUCCUCAACAACAGCAGCAGCAGCAGCGGCAGUGACCACAGCAACGUUCAAUGGCGUCUCGGCGGUGGUGCCCAUCGCGGAGGUGCCCGUGGGCAUGGAUUACUACAACGCGCUGCAGAAGGCGUGGUCGCACCAGCCUGAGAAUCCGCCGAAGCUGCCUCCGCUCGCCUCGGAGGCGGAUGUGAACAUCAGCGACAUCGACGACGUCUUGUCCGGUGACUCGGACUACGAGGAGAUGAACCCUCCUGUGCCGUUGGGGCUGAUGAUCAGCUACUUUGCGGAAGACUGGCGGGAGAGUGGACUGUACGACGUUGUGCAGAAGCGUGCAGAGGCGCAGGCAUCCCAAACGCAGAGGAGGUAG